AUGCAGCUGCUCAAGUGGUCAUCGAGAGCAACUGAGGCCUCGCGCGGGGCUUGCGCUGCGGAAGAUGCCGCUGGGGACGGCGCCGUGGACGGGCCUGAAGGGCCCCUGUCCCUCGGCGAGUCCGUCUGCUACCUCUUCACGCUUACGCUGAUAUGUUGCUACGACGCGGUCGCUCGGCUGGUAUCCUCGCCUUUCAAGUGGCUGAACGAGCGAAUCGUGUCCUACGACAUCGACCGCCCUGACGCGAUCGUGGACUUCAUCCGCUUCAUCCUCAUGGAGGAAGGCCUCGAGGAUGCGUCAACGGCGAGUGCCUUGCCGGCUCCCGGCGUGCGCCGAAAGCGCGAACAAAGCUCGGUGGGGGGGGGAUCUCGGCAGCCAGUCGACUCCCACCGCGAGCCUCGCCUUUUUGCGGGGCGGGCCUGUGGCUACGCUUCUCAGGCGCCUGACGAGCGCAACAGCAUGGAGGGCGUCCGCAUCGUGGUCCGCUCGCUUCUGGCUUGCACACGAAGUCUCGUGCUUCUCUCGGCCUUCUUGAGCCUGGUCUUUGUCAUGUUUGCGCUCAUUUUCUCUCGGAUCAUGCGCGUCGGCUACGUGCCGCCGGACAACCCCAACGAGGUCCUGUAUACGUUCCAGACUUUCUUUGAAGCCUCGAUAGGCGUCUUCGUCCUCGCCACCAACGAGGGCUGGCCGCUGCUGCUCUCCAGGCUCCUCGACCGCAAUCCCACCCAGCAAGUCGCUCUGUCGGUUCUCGUCUUCCUCUUCAUCUCGGCAGUCUCGAUCUUCGGGGUCAAGAUGUGCGUGGGCAUCAUCGUUGACGCGUCCCGGAGGAAGAAGGCUCGCAUGGAGAUGGAAGGAAGUCUGCUCAGCGCGACGGUACACAAGUGGAUUGAAAUUCAGGAGCUCCUCUUCAACUCGGCGCUCCAGCACGGCGACACCAUGCCAGACUUCACCGGGGUCGACAGCAAACGGCUCGCGAUGGCAAGGAAGAAAGCUGCUGCACUGAUAACAAGCGGAUGCUUCAGAAUGGCCGCUGCCGUCCAUACGUGCCUGUGCUGUCUCCUUCUUUUCUUCUACGGCCCGUGGUACGACAUGACACUCGGGCCCCAUCGGCAGGGCCGACGACUUGAGCUCCACAUCGCCAUUGUGUGUCUUUCUGCUUUCUUUUUCAUCGAAAUCGGUACGAGAAUCUUUGCUCGCGGCCGUCUGUUUUUUCGCGAGGCGUUGGACAUCCUCGACGUUGUUCUUUGCUGCCUGCUCGCUGGGACCUUUGGCGUUGGCAUCGUUUUGUGGAUGGGGUGGGACUGGCGCGUGGACGCACUGACCUCCUGGCUCCUAAGUUUACGCCUCUUCCGGAUCGCGCGCUUCCUAUACCGCCAGAUGCCCUUUUUCCAGACGUUAUUUACAACGAUCUCGCGAGUUAUGAAGAGCUUCCUCAGCGUGCUUACGCUUCUGGGCCUCUCGAUUUUCUUCUUCGCCAUCUGGGGGGUCGUCCUCUUCAGCGGCGCCCCAGUAGAAACGUACUUCAAUCGCCACGCAAACUUCAAAAUGCUGCCGAGGGCCGUGAUGGCGCUGAUAGGCAGCUGCACUGGCGAGGACUGGCACAUGAUUCUUCAGCAGCUGCGGAUGCACUACACCGCGACAGACCAGAAACUGCUCCGCGUGACAGUUGUGGUCUUCUUCAUUUCCUUCAUCGUCCUCGUUUUUUUCAUCCUCAUGGAUCUCUUCACCACCGCUGUCCUCGACGAAUACAUGGACACAGUGAAGGACGAGAACUUGUGGAAGAUUUCGUGUCAGAAACGCGUCUUGAUUGAACGCUGGAACCCCAAGAACGAGCUCAGCACGAACUACAAAAGCCUCACUGACAUGAUCGCCCUCCUGAGGACGAUCGACCAGCCAAUGGGCAUAAAGCACCGUUUUCACCCCGAUGAGAAACGGCAGAAAGUGCUCAAGUACAUCGCCAAAUACGGCCUUCCAGUCUACGCUGGGGCGCGAGUCCAUCUUCGGGACGUGGUUCUCAACUGCGCCAAGCGAGCGUGCGAAUUCCACGCCAUGAGUCACGGCGUCAUGGACAUGCAGGACGGCCAGGUCGAGCUGAAUCCGCGCCUCAUCAGCAGUUGGAUGGGGAAGUUUCCCGAGCUUGCCCACGUGGAGACCAGGUACGACCUUCGCCACCACUUGGCCGCGGAGACGCUCCAGAGCUGGUUCCGAAGACAGCGCAUGCGACUCCACGGAAAGCUCGCGAACCCAGAGUGGUGCGCCGCUCGGUUUGUGUCUUUCGUGAUGGAGAGUCGAACGGCCCACCUCCGCCGGCCGAGCGGCCGCGCAGGGCACCGCGCAAGCCAGAUCGAUCGUAGAUACAGUGGGGUCGCGAGGCGGCGCAGUUGGCGGCGGUCUCGAGUGGACUCUGCAGCUGGAAGCUCGCAGCUCUCUGCGACAGCGUCUGGCGGCAGCUCGGAAGCCCUGCCGCAGCCAGAGAGACUUCAUCUUAGGGGGGCAGGCGGGUCAGACCAGGUCAGAAUGAGCUUGCCAGAGUCCAUUUCGACGCGUGGAAGCGUUCCCGGGUCGAGCUCCAACAGCCGCCGGGGAAGCAUCAUGACAGGCACCGACGUUGACCUCGUGCCCCGCGUCCUCUUCGAGUCCUGCAUGCUGGUACCUGAGGGCACGACCACAAAGGAAACCAGCUCGAGAGAACGUCUCAGCGCACGCUCUGCCAGUCGAAGCGAUAGUCUGCCGCAAGUUGCGUCAGUGGAGAGCUCCCCGAGUGACCGCCACCUCACAACAUGCAUCACUACCCACCUUUCACAGUCAGAAGAUCCCUGA
This is a messenger RNA of Besnoitia besnoiti, 2820 nucleotides long. RefSeq names its product transporter, cation channel family protein. The transcript is spliced from 3 exons. Lineage: Eukaryota; Apicomplexa; Conoidasida; Eucoccidiorida; Sarcocystidae. The record is from RefSeq and is a predicted model, not a curated record. Gene Ontology annotation, biological process: calcium ion import across plasma membrane. Bases 1 to 2820 code for a protein of 939 amino acids. Gene Ontology annotation, cellular component: membrane; voltage-gated calcium channel complex. Gene Ontology annotation, molecular function: high voltage-gated calcium channel activity.